This is a messenger RNA of Trematosphaeria pertusa, 966 nucleotides long. Its product is annotated as aromatic compound dioxygenase. The record is from RefSeq and is a predicted model, not a curated record. The transcript has 4 exons. Bases 1 to 966 code for a protein of 321 amino acids. Lineage: Eukaryota; Fungi; Ascomycota; Dothideomycetes; Pleosporales; Trematosphaeriaceae. Gene Ontology annotation, molecular function: ferric iron binding; oxidoreductase activity, acting on single donors with incorporation of molecular oxygen, incorporation of two atoms of oxygen.
AUGGCCGGAGCCAAAGCCCAUCCGCAUCUCUCGCCAGAAGAAAUGGCCGACUAUCAGCGGGAAAUUACCCGCAGCACCGAGACCCUAGGACGCUGCCUCGAGUUGCCGGGCAUGCAGCGGCUGAAUGCGCGCAUGGCUGCACAGCGCUCCGAGGCUCUGCAGCAUCUACGCAAAGCUCGCGGUAUCGAUACCAGCGCCUACAUGGGUCCGCGCGACAAGCCGGCCCUCGAGAAGUGGAAUGGCAUGAGCCACGAACGAUACGUGGGCCCGGGUGUUUCCAAGGAUCCCCAAGAUCUGUUCCACUUCAAGUGGUCCGACAAACCCGUGGCAAAACCCGCCGGGUGCAUCUUGACUCCGGAGUCCAUCUAUGGCCCCUAUUGGCAAGAGGAACAGCCGCAGCGCCAGGAUAUACGUGACGGCCGGAAGGGUGUCUACCUGCGUCUAGCUCUACAGGUCAUCGACCUCGACACCUGCAAGCCGCUUCGAGGCGCCCGCGUCGAUGCGUGGCAUACCAACGCCGAGGGUGCCUACAGCAGUAAGGCCGACUCGUGGCUCCGGGGCUGGCAGCCUACCUCAGAGUGGGGUACUGUGAGCUUCGACACCAUCUUCCCGGGACACUACUCCGGCCGUGCCACGCACGUCCACGUCACUGUUCGACAGCCCAAUGCGAAGAGCAUCGUUCACUCUGGCCAGAUCUACUUCGAUGAGUGGCCUCGUCGGUUGGUUGAGACGAAAGAUCCAUAUACCAAGAACAAAAACAAGCUAGUCCAUACCGUUGACGACGCUUGGGCACCUGAUGCAGCGUCUAGCAAAUACGACCCGUUCGCACAGUGGGCUUGGCUUGGAUAUCCGCGGAUCGAUGAUGGUGUUCUUGCCUGGAUUGCAAUGGGUGUCAAUCUCACUGCUCCUGUGAAACAGCCUCCGGACCGGAAGCGCAGCUUCCUCAACGAUCACCUUGAGCACUAG